Messenger RNA from Dendroctonus ponderosae (mountain pine beetle), 1772 nucleotides. RefSeq names its product dnaJ homolog subfamily A member 4 (gene Droj2). NCBI's taxonomy places the organism in Eukaryota, Metazoa, Arthropoda, Insecta, Coleoptera, Curculionidae. Gene Ontology annotation, molecular function: Hsp70 protein binding; ATP binding. Gene Ontology annotation, cellular component: cytoplasm; cytosol. Bases 240 to 1454 code for a protein of 404 amino acids. The record is from RefSeq and is a predicted model, not a curated record. Gene Ontology annotation, biological process: response to heat; protein refolding. The transcript has 5 exons.
ACGUCAUUGCUGCUGUCUAAAAUAGCGAAAUCAGUCGUCGAGAAUUCGAGAAUCUCGUAAGAACGGUGUUCUGGAAAGUUCUACACCAAUACUGCUUCUUGCUUCACUAGUCGAAACCAGGUAUUGCUUUAGUUUAGACACAGUUUAAUAGCACAUUUCGAAUCGUUACUUUCUUCUUGAUAUUUGCGGUAUUCUAACAGCAAUUACGCAUUGUCUGUCUGCUUCAAGAAUUUGCCAAGAUGGUGAAGGAAACUAAGUUUUACGAACUUUUGGGUGUGAAACCUGGCUGUUCCCCAGAUGAUUUGAAGAAGGCAUAUCGUAAACUAGCGCUGAAAUACCACCCAGACAAAAAUCCCAAUGAAGGAGAAAAGUUCAAGCAAAUUUCCCAAGCAUAUGAAGUGCUGUCAGAUCCCGAUAAAAAGGCAAUUUAUGACCAGGGGGGAGAACAGGCUUUAAAAGAAGGUGGAGUCAGUGGCGGCUUUUCGAGUCCAAUGGACUUGUUCGAUAUGUUCUUCGGUGGUGGAUUUCAAAGAGGGGGUGGCAGGCGAAGAGAAAGAAAGGGCAAAGACGUUGUUCAUCAGCUUUCGGUCACUUUGGAGGAGUUGUACAAAGGAACUGUUAGAAAGCUGGCUCUGCAAAAGAAUGUCAUUUGUGAAAAAUGUGAGGGACGUGGUGGAAAGAAGGGUGCAGUUGAACAAUGUUCAACAUGUAGAGGAUCGGGAAUGCAGGUGCAGGUUCAACAACUAGGACCUGGCAUGCUGCAUCAGAUUCAAACCGUAUGUCCUGAAUGCCGUGGACAAGGGGAAAUUAUUAACCCUAAGGAUCGUUGCAAACAUUGCCAGGGCAAGAAAGUAAUUCGAGAUAGGAAAAUUCUAGAAGUGCACGUGGAUAAAGGCAUGGUUGAUGGCCAAAAAAUCGUGUUUAAUGGUGAAGGUGAUCAAGAACCAGAUCUAGAACCGGGCGAUAUUAUUAUUGUGUUGGACGAAAAGGAGCACACAGUGUAUAAGAGAUCUGGCAGCGAUUUGAUAUUGAGAUUGGAAAUUCAGUUGUCUGAAGCCUUAUGUGGUUUCCAGAAAGUUCUUCAAACCUUAGAUAACAGAGAUUUGGUUAUUACACAACUUCCUGGUGAGGUUAUUAAGCACGGGGAUGUAAAGUGUAUUCAGAAUGAAGGAAUGCCAAUAUAUAAAAAUCCUUUCGAAAAGGGACGUCUUAUUGUUCAAUUUUUGGUUCAAUUUCCAAAGACUAUUGACCCCGCGGUCGUCCCGACAUUGGAAAAUUGUCUUCCGCCCCGUAAAGAAGUAAUGAUUCCAGAUUCAGCAGAAGAAUGCGUUUUGGAGGAAUUUGAUGCUGAACAAGAAGCUUACCGUCGCAGGCAACAUAAAAACGCUUACGACGAGGAUGAUGAAAUGCAUGGUGGUGGAUCACGGCAACCGGUGCAAUGCGCAACCACUUAAAUUAAAUGAAAUUACUUAUUGGUUAAUUGAGUUUAUUUUAUAUUUAUUUUUCGUAUUUCUAUUACAUGCACGUUUUCUGCAAAUUCCGGCUUAAUUUACUUGCAUACAUGUAGAUAUUCGGAUGCAUUUAACAAUAUCACUUUAUUCAAUAGUUGGUAAUUAGUGUCCCGGAUAGUGGGCCCUUAAUUGUGUAAUGGUAGAUAGGUAGCAUAGCAACAAAUUUUGUAUAAUCCUGGCUUGCUUUAUUUGUUACCGUCAUCUAUGUACUUGCAGUAAAUAGCAUUAUGGAAAGCGUAAAUUAAAAAUAAUUUAAUUCGA